AUGUAUGACGAACACCAUCUGCAGAGGGCGAUAUCAGGCACUGGUCUGAUAAUACCAACGCCUGAGGUAUGCCAGGUCAGCGACCUAGACUUCUACGAACGAUGCUACCCGCCCGAUUACAAAAUGCCCAAGCAACACAUACACAUGCAACAGCUAAAGUUCGAGCAGAUGAUGGACAAACUGGAGAAGAGCUCGGGCCAGACGGUGGUGACCCUCAACGAGGCCAAGCUGCUGCUCGAGAGGAACGACGACCUCGUCAUCGCGGUCUACGACUACUGGCUCAAUAAGCGGCUUAAUACGCAACACCCGCUGAUCCUGUCGGUAAAAACAGAGAACAGGCCGGGCCAGUCGUCCAACAACCCCUACUUGGCAUUCAGGCGGCGAACGGAGAAGAUGCAGACCAGGAAGAACAGGAAAAACGACGAGAGCUCGUACGAGAAGAUGUUGAAACUGCGACGAGAUUUGGCGAGAGCGUUGAGCCUGUUGGAGUUGGUCUCACGUCGGGAGAACGCCAAGCGAGAGCUCGUCAGGUUGACUGCAUUGAUCGCAGAGCGACGGUACCAUGCCGGGGACUUCGCCAACCAACUGCUGCCUGAACCACCGCCAAGGACAACCUACAGCGCAGUGCCAAUAUCAUCAUCAUCGUUCCGUCGCGAGCCGUACCCGCUGCCUCACUACCCGCCACGCCCGCCUCCAACACCCGUCGACCAGCCGCGACAGCGAGAAAAGCGACCGUACAAGAGACGGAAACACAGGCAUCCUGUCGUCGGCUCCGUGCAGGGGCUGAGAGACUCUGGCGUGUACACGUCUUCGGAGGAGGAGAGCAGCGCCCGCGCCGAGACCUCCACUCCGCCCGACGAUGGACCGUUUACCUUCAGACGGAAACCCGGCUGUUAUUAUGAAAUGCCGACGUCUACGUUGUACGGAGACCCGUUGGACCCGGAAGAUACCUCCGCCGACGCUUUGUGCGAACACGAGGUCGAUGAGAGGCAUAGGUAUGUGGAACUCGAGACAAAAGCGCAUCGUACGCCAAAGGAAAUGACUCGAGAUUACCAUACGAGCGGGAAAUACCCCUGGAGACACGCGUUCCGACGACAUCUAGCCAGGAACCCAGAACUCUGGACAAAGCCGGAUCCAGACAAUCCAGACGACGGACUCGCAGACAGAAAUACCCUACCAGACGUUAUACAAGACAGUGUUAAAAGUGAUAUUAGAUUUAGUGCAAGGACUAUAGAUGAAGUUGUUCAGGAUAAUCUGCAGAGAGUUAUGAGGAAGCGAUCGUACAGCGGCUGCUCGGAUAGUAGCUACGACUCCGAUGAACCUCUACAACCAGUUGAGAAGGAGUUCGAACAGUUUAUCAAUGAAGUUAAUAAGAAAUGGUUACAUUUCCGACCGAAAACACCGCCGCCCUCGCCACCCCGCCAAGAAAAGCCUGACCCCGAUCAGUUCCCGAUCGCCCUAGACACCCCCAUCUCUGUAGAACUCAGGGCCGCUGAGAAGCCCCCGACCGAAGGCCUAGACUCGUUCACUACUUCGGAGUUCACUCUUGGAGAAUUGUACCCGGAUAUUACCCCGGAUAUAGAUAAUAGUGCCGGUAGCUUGGACAUCAGCGGUGAUGAUCUGCUUACUGAGAAUUUUACGGAGACGGACCUCAAGGCAUUAGCCGAGGAGGACGACAAGAAGAUAGCCAUAACGGACGAUAUCUUGGAUGAGCUGGUGAACAACGUGGACGCUAAGGAUUCUUUUUUAUUGCACGGCCAGAGUUCGGACGGGCGUGCCGACUCUGGCCCGAGGAAGAGAAAGGCGGACGCGUUUGGUUCGACCGUCGUGAACGUAACGAACGCGGAUAAAGAAAUAAUUUACGUGGACAUGGUCAAAAACGAACCGCCGCCGCCAGUCAAGAUCGAAACGCCCAAACCAAUCAAAGAGGAGAAGGUGGCAGAACUACCAGCGCCAGUACCAACUUCUAACAUCAUUGUUGAAGAAGUUAACGAGAUACCACACAUCAAAAUCGAGAAGAAACGCAAAGAGGACACCAUUGAGGAGGUCCAGUUACCUCACGGAGUCCAACUAAAGACUGUUCAGACGAAGCACUCGCCGUUAAAGAAGCAUAUUAUUACCUCCACCGGGCAUCGAAGAGCGAGCGAUGUUGCUAUUGUCACCUCUGUGGCUACUGAACCACAAGCUCCUGCGCAGCCUCAAAUCGUCCGCUUACAAAACCACCUCCUGUCUGCUCAAUCGGGAGUGCUCGUACAGAACGGACCGUUCUCUCCCGUCGUCGCCGUGCCCGUGCAAUCUAGGGAUAACACAGGUACAGUGAGCGCAGCCAGCGCCAGUGCCAGCAGCACGAGCGCGUCCACCGCCAGCGCCGCGGGCGCCGGGCGCCGCCUGUCCGCGCCGCUCGUGCAGCUCGCCGGCGGCGCCAUACACAAGCACGUGCACGUGCACGCGCCGCACGCGCCGCUCGUCGUGGCGCAGUCGCAUCUACAGCACGUGCCGCCCAGCAAGCUCAAGGUCCUGCACGCGCACCCGCUCACGCAGAGCCAGCGCACCGCGCUCCUCGCGCAGAACCGCGCGCUCGGCGGCCUGCCCACCGUCGUCUCGCUCGCCGCGCUCGACGGCAAGGCGCCCGCCGCGCUGCUCAAGGCCGCGCCCGGCUCCGUCGCGCAGCUGUUCGAGAUCAAGGCCGGCCAGCUCGGCAAGGGCCCGCACCUCGUCAACGUGGUGCGCCAGCCCGCGCCGCGCGCGCCGCCCGACGACAAGCGCCGCGUCAACCUCAGCCUCGACGGCCGCCAGCUCGUGCGCGCCGCGCUGCCCGGCGGCGUGCGCCACCAGAUACAGCUCAAGUCGCGCGCGCUCGGGCCCGUCGCGCCGCGCGCGCUCGUCGCCAACCUGCUGCACAAGGCCGUGCCGCUGCCGCGCGCCGCGCACAAGAUUGCGCUGGGCGGCGCCGCGCAGCCGCUGUCGGCCAACGUGUCGGCCAUCGCCUUCGCGGCGCCCGCGCAGCUCAAGCGCCGCCUGGGCGCCCCACGCGCGCCCGCGGCGCCCGGCGCCCCGCCCGCCGAGCCGGCGCCGUCCACGUCGGGCGCGGCGGCGGCGCCGGCGGCCGAGGACGCGGCGCCCACCAACGGGUCCGUGCGGCGCCGGGCGGGGGACACGGUCCCGAUGGAGGUCACGUGACCCGCGCCGCGCCUCAUGCGUGUCAACUUGUACAAGGCUGUGAAAUAGUUAAUACGAGGGCGUCUGUACGACAUCGCUUCGUAGAUACACCGGCCCUCGCUAGUUUUUUUUAGCAAAAGAGACAUUCGUUAGUUUUGUUUUGUUCGUUUAAUGUGUAAUGUGCGCGUGGAGACGGAAUAGAAAUGUUUAAACAUGUGUAAAAUAAUAACCGCAUUACUGUGUAUCAUAUAGUUUUAUGUGUAUUAUAAAUAAUGAAAAUAUUUACUUAAUAACUCGGUGAGGCGUGGUCGCGUGUCCCGCACUCGACAGAUCGUAUAGUUUAGUAUUAUUUUGUGUUUGUACCAUUAAUUUAUUAUUAGACCUUGUAUAUAGAGACAGUUCCGUUUGAUAUCACCCUUAUGUUGUUAGUGAUAAGGUCGGUAGUCGACCGGCGACGUCUCCGGCCGUGUUUCAGGAUAUACUUGUAACCGCACUCGCUUGUAUGCAACACUGCCGACACAGAAUACUGAAUCAAUAUUGAAAUGUCUGGCAACCCUACAAAAUUGUUUGGUGGCAACACUGGAGCGAGCCACCGAGCGCAGUGUUGCUAUAGUAAUGUUAAAUACUUAAGUAUCUGCUUUCGAUGGAAGGUAAUGAAUGUAAAAAUUAUUUCGUGUCAUUAUUGUGUCUCGGUGGGCGCCAACUGAGACUUGUAUUGUACCGAGUCGCCCUUGCAAGGACGCCUUUCUAUAGCUCUUAUAUUAACCAAAAUGCACUCUGGUAAGAAUAGAGACGAUACUAAAGAGAUUAUAACAUUGAAUUAAUACGCCAUGGCUACAGUAAUGAAACUUAAAUAUUAAUUAUGUUUUUCGGCUUACCCACGUAACUGUUCGGACUAGUUUCAAGCCAUGCUAGAGGCUCCUGUUCAUGAGCAGUAUUUCGCGACAUUACGCGGCGACUGUCGCGCUGCUACUGAAGAAUAUGAGCCUCUAACAUGACUUGAAACUAGUCGAGUUCCUCGUUAUACAGUUACGUGAGUAAGCCGAAAUGCAUAAUAAUUAAUUUAGUACGUCUCACGAAACUUAUAAACAACUUGUUGCACACAUAAUAUAUUAAUUCAGAAUGAAAAUCUCUACUGAGAAUAUCUCUAUUCGAUCUAAAGUCCAUCUUAGCGAUUGUAAAAUUAUUCGAUCAGGACUCUGAAGUUAGUCACAAAGCAAUAACUCUCUUGUACCUAACUUCACAGUAUACAAGUACUGAUUAAAAUAAAAAAAUAAAAACAAUGGCUUUCGUGUGUUUUGUAGGAGUAAGGAACACAAUUCUUAACCAAAAUCUUACACAUAUUAAAGUUUAAUAGUCGCUUUCACCAACCGCCCCCUAAACCAUCUCUUAACUAAGUGUUACUUAGCGUGACGAAGCACCUAAACUAAGCGCUUAAUUUUAUGUUUAGGUGGCACUUAUUGGUUAGCGAUAACCAAAAUAUUGUUAGUGUCCAUCCCAUUUUUGCUUAUGGAUUAUUAAAAAUUGGAGCAACUGGUGAAAUGACUGUCUAUAUGUUUGAACAGACAUCCCGCAGUAUCUACUGUACGGAUUCGGAUGAAAUUGAGCGCAGAGAUAGAUUGUAGCGUAGGCCACCUAGGCUCUCUAUUUCUCAACUAUUGGACGGUUCCUUAGUUCGGUCGCUCAUUUCAAUUGUCCUGGUGGAUACUUGCUGGUCGAUGUCGUUCUAUAACAACGCAGACUAAGUCUCAGGCAUGUGUUAGUAUCUUAUAAGUAUUUUAAAAUGCACUAAAGUCAGCAAUAACGAGAUAC
This is a messenger RNA of Spodoptera littoralis (African cotton leafworm), 4971 nucleotides long. The record is from the annotation of a GenBank genome assembly. NCBI's taxonomy places the organism in Eukaryota, Metazoa, Arthropoda, Insecta, Lepidoptera, Noctuidae.